Messenger RNA from Dendrobium catenatum, 1571 nucleotides. Its product is annotated as polynucleotide 5'-hydroxyl-kinase NOL9. Gene Ontology annotation, biological process: cleavage in ITS2 between 5.8S rRNA and LSU-rRNA of tricistronic rRNA transcript (SSU-rRNA, 5.8S rRNA, LSU-rRNA). Lineage: Eukaryota; Viridiplantae; Streptophyta; Magnoliopsida; Asparagales; Orchidaceae. Bases 306 to 1454 code for a protein of 382 amino acids. Gene Ontology annotation, molecular function: polynucleotide 5'-hydroxyl-kinase activity. The record is from RefSeq and is a predicted model, not a curated record. Gene Ontology annotation, cellular component: nucleus. The transcript has 9 exons.
CUUCGCAGGUGUAGAGAUUGCACGCUUCUUCGAGCUCCUUCGUGGCUGUUCGACUACGCUCCUUCGACGACUUUCUCUUCCUGUCGGAUCGGAAGAGCUCGCCAAAUCCCGUAAAUCCGCCAAACCGAGGGAUUUAGUAAAUCCCGGAUUUAUGCCGUAAAUCCUUAAGUCCGGGAUUUAUCCAUCGCCGAGAUUUAACGCGCGCACAAAAACAGUUUGGCUGGAUUUAGCGUAAAUCCCGCUGUAAAUCCGAUAACAAACAGCCCUUAGGCUAGCUCGCACUUCAAACCACGCAGAGAAAAUUAAUGGGGCUUGCUUCGCUGCCACCUCGUCAGGCGCCGCUCGUGCCUCAGCAAUGGGCUGAUGCCUUGGAUGCCAUUUCAACCUCUCGAAGUCCACCUAUAGCCGUCAUCUGCGGUCCCAAGAACAGCGGCAAGUCGACCUUCUCGCGUCUUCUCCUGAACAGUCUCUUGGAAAGGUAUGGUAUAGUGGGUUACUUGGAUACCGAUGUGGGUCAGCCGGAGUUCUUUGUGCCAGGUUGCUUAUCCCUUCAUCUUGUAGACGAAUGCUUACCGGAUUUGAUGAAGACUCCCAUGAGAGAGCCUGAGAGGUGUAUCUUCUCGGGUGAUAUAUCUUCAAAAAGAGACCCAGAAGCUUAUAUAAAUUACAUAUUCCAACUAUAUGACUACUUUCUUGAGAAGUUUAAUCAGUCAGAUGACGCCGAUAGUCAUAGAAAAGCUUUGUUACCUCUAAUUAUUAAUACUGCUGGGUGGGUGAAAGGUACUGGAUUUGAUGUUCUGGUGGAACUCUUGAAAUAUAUAUCUCCCACUCAUGUUGUUCAGAUGCGCAUCUCAGUUGAGAGUAAGAAUCUUCCAACUGGGGCAUUUUGGUUGAGUGAUAAGAAAAGGGGAUCUUCAGAAUUAAUUGAACUUGCAACAGUUUUUAAUGAUUCAUUCAAUCGAUCGGUGUUAAUGCGAAAAAAUGCACAUAGCAUGCGAGAGUUUAGACUUUCUGACUAUUUCAAGCGGUGCUUUUCUAGCAGUCUAAACAUCAGCACUAACAAGGAGCUUGCCCAUGCGUUGGCUUCUAUUCCUCCUUAUCAAAUUCACUUUUCUCAAGUAAAAGUUAUGCAUCUCUAUUGUCAGGUUCCAAAACAUGAGGUUUUUUACAGUUUAAAUGCUACAAUAGUUGGCUUAGCUGCUAGCUCUACUGUGCCCACAUCGUCAGCGCGGUGCACACCUUGGUGUGUUGGACUUGGUAUUGUAAGAGGCAUAGAUGUCAAGAAAGGCAUGCUUUAUGUGAUUACACCUGUUUCUCCAUGCAAGUUGGAGAAGGUUGAUAUUCUCUUUCAAGGGUUUAUUGAAAUUCCGACCAGUCUAUUGCAGGUACGAGGAUGCAUAUCGCCUUACAUGUCUACAAAUGUAUUGCACAAACUUCCAGAGAAGGAUCUGUAGGAAAUCGUCGCCUUCAUUUUUCUUCCAAGCUUUUUUUUUUUCUGCUCCGUGCUAAAAUUAUUAUUAUUAUUAUUAUUUAAAUUUAUAAUAGAUUGACAUUGAUGUUUGAUUUUGAAA